AUGGUCGUAGCGUAUGAUGCUCAUGAUGGAUAUCAUGAUGAUUCGGAUGGAGGAGAUUCAUGGCAUUCAGAAGAAAUGAAGACACCUCCAGCCUCCGAAGAUGAGCUAUCUGAGGUGGAAUCUGACGAUGUAUUUCCUGUGUUUAACGAAAGUGCUACAUUUGGAGAGCUACGACUUGAAGUUGGUAUGAAAUUUAACACAAAGCAAGAAUUUAGAGAGGCUAUCCGGGAGUAUUGUAUCCAGGAAGGUAGGAGGAUUUGGUACAAGAAGAAUGAUAAAGAAAGGUGUAGAGCCUUGUGCAAGACUAAAGAGUGUGACUGGGUGGUUUAUGCCUCAAAGGAUACUGAGGGGGUUUGCUGGCAGAUAAAAACUUUUAAUGAUGAUAAUACAUGUGCAAGGGAGUACAAAAAUAGGUUGGCAAAUAGAAGAUGGUUAGCAUGUAAGCUAGUGAAGAAGUUAAGGAAGUUUUCUAAUCUAAAGCACUCUGAAGCUCUUGCCUACUUCAAGAGAAAAUGUGACUUGGAUCUUAAUAAAUCUUCUGUUACAAGGGCUUUAGGAGAUGCAAGGCACAUAGUAUAUGGAGAUGCAGCUGCUCAGUAUAAUAUGGUUAGAGACUACGAUGAAUGCAAGAGAGGAUUUAAGGUUGGGUGUAGACCCCUUAUAGGGUUGGAUGGAGCUUUUUUAAAGACAUGCUUUGGUGGACAAAUCUUAUCAGCCAUUGGACAAGAUGCAAACAACCAAAUUUAUGUCAUAGCCUAUGCAAUUGUGAGUGUAGAAAACAAAGAGAAUUGGAAAUGGUUCUUGGAUUUGCUACUUGAAGAUCUUGGUGAUUACCAACCUGGAUGGUCCUUCAUUUUUGACAUGCAAAAGCACUUCGGGAAGUCAUUCCAAAUAUGCAUCACAGAUUUUGUGUAUGGCAUUUGUGGAAAAACUUUAACAAGCAAUGAAAGGACAAUGAACUUAGAGAAUUAUUGUGGGAAUGUGCAAGGUCAACAACACAAGAAGGGUGGAUUGAGGGAAUGA
This is a messenger RNA of Arachis stenosperma, 1023 nucleotides long. RefSeq lists its product as uncharacterized. The coding region runs from base 1 to 1023 and encodes 340 amino acids. The transcript is spliced from 3 exons. Lineage: Eukaryota; Viridiplantae; Streptophyta; Magnoliopsida; Fabales; Fabaceae. The record is from RefSeq and is a predicted model, not a curated record.